UUGAUCUUUCUCUAUCUAUAAAUUACAGUCUCGUACAAAUAAGCCUAUAUAUACACAUAUUUAGAGAGAGAAAAAAAUCUCAUUCUAACGCAUACACUCUCAACAAUAAAUCCAUGUGACGAAUCUGCACCGUUUCCUUGGUCUUCACUCAAAUGAUCAGAUCUGAAGAAACUGAAGAGUGAGAGGGUGGUGCUGUGUAUGCAUUCAAUAUUCAUAUUUAUGUUCGAUGUAUGGGUUGUGUUUACUGAAAUCACCGUCGAUUUGCUGAGAUUUUGGUGGUAAUGGAGAAGAUCUAAACUUUAAAGACCUUAUUUUUAGUGUUAGAUUUUGAGAUAUUUCUAAAAUUAUUAGUGGAAAUUAAGAUCUGUGAAUCUGUGAGAAGCUAAUGACCCUGAUAGAUCUAGGUAGUUUGAAGGAGAUGGAGACUUUAGUUGCUGUUGCUCAUCACAGGAAUCAUCAUCAAUAUUAUGAUAGAAAUCGUGAGCAUGGUUCGGCUAGAUUUGGGUCCUUUGGGUCCCCGCCUACUGAUAAUUCUCGUGGUAUCAAUUGCCGUGCUUUCCAGUCCGGUGCAGGGUUACUUCCAAACCCGCCUAAUUCUUGCACCACUGCCCCUUCUAGCAAAAGGGAGUUUUCCACUUCUUUUUCGCCCAAAACCCCUUCGACGUCUGUUAAUGAAGACCACAAAAGCUUGAAAAAGAAAUCGGAAAAUAGUAUGAUUCCAAUCGCAAUUAAGAUCAACUUCGAUAACAAAGAGGGGGGUUAUGAUAAUGAUUUUCAUUUCUCUGAACAUUGGGCUGGACCUGCUUAUUCUUGCUCACCUCCCCCGAGUUCUUUGCCCAUGCCAAACUUUUCACUCCGGCCAAAAAGGGCAGUUUCACUUGACUUGCAUACUGCAGCCCCUGAAUUUGAUUUGCCCCCUAUGGCUAAAUCUGCUCCUGCUUCCCCAACCAGGGAGCGUUGUCCCUCACCUAGUGAUAUGUUUGAUGGUGCUGACUGUGCGACUAAGAACCUUCGUCGCAUCCUCAAUCUUGAUAAUGCUGACGAAUGAUGUGCUGGGAGCAGUCAGCACUCCUGUAAAUAAGAAAGCUGAUUUAGUUUGCAAAGUGAGUUAGUAAUAUAUGUAUACAUUUAAUGAAUAAAGUAUGUUUGCAGCACAACUUGCUUGUAGUGAUUUCAUUAGGUUUUCAGAAAUUGUGGUGGUGUUGAUGCAAGAGCUAUAAUGGCUGGUUGGUUGACUAUCUCCAGAUAUCAGAAAAGUUGACAUGGUGGUUUGGUUGGGCACUGUAGAAUGUCAAUGGGUCGUUUGAACAUGGAUAUUAACAAGGCCAAAGGUUUUGGGAGCAGAAAUCGUAAUUGAUAACCGGCAAUCCAUUGAAAUGGUGAUGGAUAGUUGGAAUUUAGUGCUUUUGGACAUGAUCACCAAAUUGAAUAUCAAUGAUCUGUUCUGCUCAGAGGAGGCUGCAUUCUAUUUGAACACUAUGUAUUGAUUCCCAGUUCUCCAGUAUAUAUCUUCCUCAUUGAAUUGUUCAUUCUGUUAGUUUUUCCCCCUCAUUUUGGUUUCAUUUAGAUUUUUUGUUAUGUGCAAGUUGUAUGUACAUCAGGAUCCUAAUCUGUUAGAUUGGAUAGGAAUUUGUUUCAUCUCCCUGUUAACCAGCUCUCCCAGCCCUGAUAUUUGACCUAUCCUCUUCUAUGAUUUCCCAUAAUCUCUUCCGUUCAAGUGCCGGCUUACUGGGCUUAUAAUUAGCUGAUUUCAUUCAAUCUUCUUACCUCCUUUUUCACUUCUCUUCUUUUUCUCUAAAUUUUCAAAUAGGGUCUGACUUAUGUGUCUUUGCUUUGCAAAGAUGUGGCUUUCCCUUUCACCAUCUUUCUGAUUUUUCAAAGAAAAAUGGGAAGGAAAGUAGAGAUAAAUGAUUUUCACUUCUACUUUUUAGUACUUGGGCUUGAGCAACAUCGAUUUUCACUUCUGCUCUUUUGUACUUAGGCUUGAUCCAUGUCAAGCUCUCUUCUUGUAAGUCCACCUUGUCCUCUGUUCACCAUUUUCCUGAGUGGGUUACUCCACUUCUCUUUCUAAAGCUUAGGCUUGAUCCAUGUCGAGCUCUCUUCUUGUAAGUCCGCCUUGUCCUCUGUUGUCCACCAUUUUCCUGAGUGGGUUGCACCACUUUUCUUUCUAAAGCCGUUGGUCUUUGGAGAUUGUUGACCACACACCAAGCUUUUCACAGUUCUGUUAGAGAGCUGAUUGGAGAAGAAUCUGCAGGAGUUGUCUGCAAAGCUUGUCGUAUUAUUGUUGCAUCGUACUUUUUGUUCUGUUUGUUGUUGCAAAAACAUUGUGCAUUUUGUGUUCGUGAAUCUUUUAUGCUCUGUUUGCGGUGUUGUUUGAAACACUACUUUUCGAGUCAUGGGCAAAGUUUCUAGUUGUGUUUUAUAUAUUGUAUCCCCAAAGUUUGUCACAUUUUGAUUCUCUGUUAUGUUCCGUUUAUAAUUGUCUAUGAAGUAAUCUUGGCUGCUUGAGAGGCAACAUCUAAUCAAAUAAACGAAUCUAUAAGUGAAUGCUUGA
Molecule: messenger RNA, 2554 nt
Organism: Olea europaea var. sylvestris
Lineage: Eukaryota; Viridiplantae; Streptophyta; Magnoliopsida; Lamiales; Oleaceae
Exons: 3
Coding region: 386-1048 (220 amino acids)
Source: RefSeq, a predicted model, not a curated record